UGGGUGUGUGUCUCUCAGCUGAUGCGCGUACCAACCGACUCCAUCAUCAGCAUCCGACGCUGACAGCGGUCGAAGACACAGCAUCCCUAAUAUAACCGAGCCGCGGUAACGUCGCAGGAUAAUUCCGAGCCGGGCCGAGCAGCGCCGACGUUGCCGCAACCGCUGCUGCUACCGCUGCUGCUGCUGCUGAUGAUGAUGAUGAUGCUGAUGCUGAUGCUGCCUUGUGACAAUAUGGUUUACUGAAGCUGCCAUCUUACAAGCCGCCGAGCUGCAACAUAGUGAGUAGCCUUUGAUGAUGGAUCGCCAGGAUGCUACCAUCGUGUGUGUGCCCCCACUACCUGCAUUAGGUUGUGAUGACCCACACUACUUCCAAAUGUAUCUGUGACCUUCCCCAAUCCUGACUCCUAACCUCUAAUCCCUGACCUUUGACCCCCACUAUGGGCAGUGUUGGCAGUGGGGUGGCAGGAGAGCAGGAGUUUGCCAUGAAGUCUGUGGGCACAAGGACCACCCUGCCCCGUGCCCCUCCUCUCUCUCGCCGUUGCCCUGCCGACCGCAGCUGCAGCGCAGAACGGCUCCCGCGCCCCCCGGCAACUAUAUCAGACGGGACGGCUUCUAGUGAUGAACGAGGGAGUGUUAGUGUCGGGACUGGGACCUGUACCGGGACUGACCGACCCACCGAAACAGCCUCCUCCACCAACACUGAAUGUACCAUGGCUGCCCCGUCCAACAACAACCAGUUGGAGUGUGGCAAUGGAGCAGGCAGGAGGGAGUGGGAAAGGCAGCGUGAGAGGGGGCGAGACAGGGACCGGGACCGAGACUGGGAUCGAGAGAGGUUAGAGAGAGAGCGAGAAAGGGAGAGGAACCGGGAAAGGGAAAGAGAACGAGUGGAGAGGGAGAGGCUGGAGCGAGAGAGGGAGCGGGAGAGGGAAAGAGCAAGAGAGAGGGAGAGGGAGAGAAUUGAAAGGGAGAAGAUUGAAAGGGAGCGGGAGCGAGAGAGGGAAAGGGAGAGGGAAAGAGAGAGGGAGAGGCUGGAGAACGAGAGGUUGGAGAGAGAAAGAGAGAGGGAAAUGCAGGCCGCAGCCCUCGAUGUUUGUGGCAACAUCGUGGGCCGAGGAGUGAACGAGAAGAACGGCAUCGGCAUGAACCCACACCAGCACAGAGAGAUGGCUGCCGCCAGAACUGACAGUGAGAACAAUCCAGGCAGCCAUAACCCUCCAAACCAUAACCCGCCCAAGAUCCUGCCAGUGUCAGGAAAACUAGAGCAGGCAAUGCAGAACAACUCAGGCCUUGUCCGUCCCUCUGCCUUCAAGCCGGUGGUUCCCAAGAGCUUCCACUCCAUGCAGAACCUGGUGGGCCAGGCCGGAGGAGCUGGGAGUGAGGGCAAGACUGAGUCGAGGAGUGAAGGGUUCAGUGAGAGCAGAGGAGGCAGGAGAGGCAGGGAUGGAGGAGGAGGAGGAGAAUCAGGAGAGGUGCCAGAGGCCCUGCUCCUGGACCAGGACAGUCCGGUGAGGGUCAGCAGAAGUGAGGGUGGAGGGAAUGGGAAUGAAGUGGUUCAGGGAGGGAUGUCUGAUUCAGGUAGAAACUCCCUGACUAGCCUGCCCACCUACACAGGCUCGGGGUCUGGUUGUGGGCCCCCAGCUGUCCUGGGGCCUCUCAGUGCUUCCACCAGCCACAUCAAUAGGUUGGGCAUGGCUGGGGCAGCUGCAGGCCUAGACAAGCUGGAAAAGCCUGGCUAUCAGAAUGGGCUCAGCACCUCAGACAGUGGCCGGUCCUCCUCGGGAAAGAGCUCCUCAUCCUAUCAGAGGCUGAGCCACCUGAGUGAUGCCCCAGCACCUCUGCGCCCCUCCCCCUCCUCUGAUGACAUCAUACAGGACCUCGAGGACCGCUUGUGGGAGAAAGAGCAAGAGGUGCAGCAUAUGCGCAGAAACUUGGACCAAAGUGAAGCAGCGAUCAUUCAGGUGUUUGAGGAGAAGCAGCGUGUCUGGGAGCGGCAGAUGGAUGAGCUGAGACAGAACUACGCCUCGCGUCUGCAGCAGGUUACACGGCGUGCUCAGCGCUCCCAGACUGCCCUGCAGGCCCAGAUAACCCGUCUGUCCCAGGACAAGAGGAGGCUCCAGGAGGAGAUAGCAGCUCUGUUGGCCCAGAGAGAGGAGCUGGAGAGAAAGUGUCUGGAUUACAGGAAGGAGCAGGCUGACAUCUUACCUCGUCUGGAGGAGACUAAAUGGGAGGUGUGUCAGAAGGCUGGAGAGAUCUCGCUGCUGAAACAGCAGUUGAGGGAGAGUCAGGCUGAAGUGACGCAGCGAGCCGGAGAGAUGGUGGCCCUGAGGGGGCAGCUGAAGGAGCUCAAUGCCCAGCUGAGGGAUCGCGAGGAAGCCAUGCUGGGCCUGAAGGACUCCUACAGCACCAAGAGUCUGGAGCUGGAGAAGUGUGAGGUGGAGCUGAGGAGGACUCUCUCUGAGGUGUCCAUCCUCAGAGAAAAGCUGGGUGUGUUUGAGGCAGAGGUGCUCAGUUUAAAGCGGGCUCUGAAUGAAGUAAGCAGAGGAGCAGAGGUUGUUGUGAGCCCUAACUUAGCUGCGGCUGGACUUUUGCCACCAUGGGGAGUUGUCCACUGCCCACGGAACCCCACUGAGUCGUCAGCCAACUCCCUCACCCCCACCGCUGACACCCUGCUGAGUCUUCAGAGUGAUGAAGCCAAAGCCCAAAGGCAGGAAGCUCAGAGACAGGAGAGGCAGCAGCGUGAAGAAGCCCAGUGGCGCGAUGCACAGCAGAGGCAAGAUGCCCACAUGCAGCAGGACAUCCAAAUUCGGCCCGAGGCUCAACUUCGCCAGGAAGCCCAGCUUCGUCAGGAGGCUCACCUCCGCCAUGAAGCCCAAAUCCGACAAGAGGCCCAAAUACGCCAAGAAGCACAUCUGCGUCAAGAGGCACAGCUCCGCCAUGAAGCCCAAAUGCGCCAAGAGGCCCAACUACGUCACGAAGCCCAACUCUGCCAGGAGGCACAACUGCGUCAGGAUGCCCAUCAGCCACAGCGGGGGCAGGAGGGUCACUGGGAUGAAGCAGGGGAGCUGCGCAGACAGCUAGAGCAGCUUCAGGCCGCGUUACGCCUGGAGCGGCAACAAAGGGAGCGUCAGGCCCUCAACUUUGACCAGGAGCGACACACUUGGCAGGAUGAGAAGGAACGGGUUUUAAAAUACCAGGCCCAGCUGCAACUCAGCUAUGUGGAAACGCUGCAGAAGAACCAGGCUUUGGAGAAACGUAUGAGCCAGUUGGGAGCCAAACCAAACACAACCUCCACCACCACCACAAUUACAACUACCACCACCACUUCCCCGACCUCCUCCGGUUCUCCACCUCCACUUCCAGCCCUUUCACCUCUGUCCCCUCAGUCUCUACCUUCUAUUUCUGGCCCUAUUGCACUCACCCUUUCCCCACCUUGUGAAGACCAGAAGGGCUCUCCUUCUCUCCACCAGCUUGCCCCUCCUUGGGCAGGGCCCACUCGCCUGGAGAGGAUAGAGUCCACUGAGAUUUAG
Molecule: messenger RNA, 3527 nt
Organism: Solea solea (common sole)
Lineage: Eukaryota; Metazoa; Chordata; Actinopteri; Pleuronectiformes; Soleidae
Gene: lzts3b
Product: leucine zipper, putative tumor suppressor family member 3b
Exons: 8
Coding region: 438-3527 (1029 amino acids)
Biological process (GO): regulation of dendritic spine morphogenesis
Cellular component (GO): dendritic spine
Source: RefSeq, a predicted model, not a curated record